Messenger RNA from Entelurus aequoreus (snake pipefish), 3843 nucleotides. RefSeq names its product potassium voltage-gated channel, subfamily H (eag-related), member 8 (gene kcnh8). The transcript has 16 exons. Gene Ontology annotation, molecular function: voltage-gated potassium channel activity. NCBI's taxonomy places the organism in Eukaryota, Metazoa, Chordata, Actinopteri, Syngnathiformes, Syngnathidae. Gene Ontology annotation, biological process: regulation of membrane potential; potassium ion transmembrane transport. Gene Ontology annotation, cellular component: membrane. Bases 1 to 2979 code for a protein of 992 amino acids. The record is from RefSeq and is a predicted model, not a curated record.
AUGCCUGUGAUGAAGGGAUUACUUGCACCGCAGAACACCUUUCUGGACACCAUCGCCACGCGCUUUGAUGGCACGCACAGCAACUUCAUACUGGCCAACGCUCAGGUGUCCAAGGGCUUCCCCAUCGUCUACUGCUCCGAUGGCUUCUGCGAGCUCACGGGCUUCUCCAGGGCGGAGGUCAUGCAGAAGAGCUGCGCGUGCAAGUUCCUGUACGGCCCCGAGACCAGCGAAGGCAUCAUCCUCAGCAUCAACGACGCCUUGGAAGGGCGCAAGGAGUUCAAGGAUGAGAUCAUGUUUUAUAAAAAGACAGUGGUGCUCUUCUGGUGCCUGCUGGACAUUGUACCAAUUAAGAAUGAAAAGGGAGACGUGGUGCUGUUUCUGGCUUCAUUUAAGGACAUCACAGACAUUAAAGCCAAAGCCAUUCAAGAGGACAAGAAGGAAGAGCGGCGGCGUGGCAGGAUGAAGACCGGGUCUCCGUUCAGCUCGGCUCGCAUGCGCAGCAGCACGGUUCUCUACCACGUGUCUGGACACCUCCACAGCCGAGAGAAGAGCAAAAUCAAGCUCAACAAGAAUGUAUUUGGCGACCCUCCCGCCCUCCCAGAGUACAAGGUAGCAGACGCCAAAAAGUCCAAAUUCAUCCUGCUGCAUUACAGCACGUGCAAAGCCGGCUGGGACUGGCUAAUCCUGCUCGCCACUUUCUAUGUGGCGGUCACCGUGCCAUACAACGUGUGCUUCAUCGGCGACGACGACGACCUGACUCGCAGCACGACCGUCAGCGACAUCGCCGUGGAGAUUCUCUUCAUUUUGGAUAUUGUUUUCAAUUUCCGCACCACUUAUGUCAGCAAGUCAGGUCAGGUGAUCUUUGACGCGCGGCAGAUUUGCAUUCACUACCUGACCACCUGGUUCAUCAUCGACCUGGUGGCUGCAUUGCCCUUUGACCUGCUUUACGCCUUUAAAGUCAGCGUGGUGUCUGUAGUGCACUUGCUAAAAACAGUGCGCCUGCUGCGCUUGCUACGCCUCCUGCAGAAAAUGGACCGCUACUCGCAUCACAGCACCGUGGUUCUCACCCUGCUCAUGUCCAUGUUUGCCCUGCUGGCCCACUGGAUGGCCUGCAUCUGGUACAUCAUCGGCAAGAUGGAGAUGGAGGCCAACGCCUACAACUGGGACAUUGGAUGGCUGCACGAGCUGGCUAAGCGCCUGGAGUCGCCGUACUUCGCCAUCGGAAACGUAAACAGCACCGCCAGCGGCCCUUCCAUCCGCAGCAUUUACGUGGCCUCGCUUUACUUUACCCUCAGCAGCCUCACCAGCGUGGGCUUUGGAAACGUGUCGGCCAACACUGACACUGAGAAGAUCUUUUCCAUUUGCGUCAUGCUCAUAGGAGCGCUGAUGCAUGCCUUGGUCUUCGGCAAUGUAACAGCCAUAAUCCAGAGAAUGUACUCCCGCUGGUCCCAGUACCACACCAGGACCAAAGACCUGAAGGACUUUAUCCGUGUCCAUCACCUGCCGCACAGCCUGAAGCAGCGAAUGUUGGAGUAUUUUCAGACAACCUGGUCAGUCAACAACGGCAUCGACUGUAAUGAGCUGCUGAAGGACUUCCCGGAUGAGCUGCGCUCGGACAUCACCAUGCACCUGAACAAGGAGAUCCUGGAGCUGUCUCUCUUUGCCUCAGCCAGCCGGGGUUGCCUGAGAUCGCUGUCGCUGCACAUCAAGACGACCUUCUGCGCUCCUGGAGAGUACCUCCUCCGAGAGGGCGACGCUCUGCAGGCCAUCUUCUUCGUGUGCUCUGGGAGCAUGGAGGUCCUGAAGGACGGCAUGGUUUUGGCCAUACUUGGUAAAGGGGAUCUGAUCGGAGCGAACCUGUCCUUAGACGACCGAGUGAUAAAAACCAACGCGGACGUGAAAGCUCUCACCUACUGUGACCUGCAGUGUAUUCAUCUGAAGGGUCUUUACGAGGUGCUGGACCUUUACCCGGAGUACUCGCACCACUUUGUCCAGGACAUCCAGCAAGAUCUCACAUACAACCUGAGGGAGGGACAAGAGACACACGUGAAGGCCAGACUGUCAACAUUAACUGCAGAUCCUCAGUCAGGUGUGAAGAGAAACGGCCGCCUUUUUCAGGGUUAUGCUCCUCUCGCCGAGGCCCAGGGGGAGCACGACAAGGACAAGCGGGAGGAGGAUGAUUGUCUCUCGUCGGAGCAGAACCGAGUGCGGAACCUCAGGGGCACCGGCGGGUCGUCUCCGGCGGGCGGAAGAAGCGGCGGUCGGAGCUCUGAGACGUCUCGGAGGACAAGCAAGGAUAUUACACUCCUCACUUUGGACCCUGCCAACCUGAGCCCCAGGAUGGUGGACAGCACAGAGGACAAUGAGGGCGUCUCUUCCAGCCGCGGUUGCCGUGACGACGACCCCAAGAGCGCCUGGGCAUCCGGCACAGACAUGCCACACGUCAGCCUGGCGCAGUUUGCGGCCAAAGCAGACGAGACGAGAGGACAGCUGCGACAUCUUAACCAGCAGGUGUUCCACCUGGGCAGGGAAGUUUCAGACCUGGGCCAGAUGAUGAAGAGGAUGUCCCAGCUCAUGGAGACCCUGAUGUCACCCGGAGCCCAGGCGGGACUGGUGUGCUCCCCGGGUCACCACAUGUUCCAGCCGCACACUUCAUGUCUUCCUUCCCCGCCCUUGUCUCAGACUGCCUCCGUCUGGACGGACACGCCCACGUCCCUGCCGCCCCCCUGGCGGCCCGGACCCCGGGACCUUCCCUUUCCUUCCCCCGUCAUGGCGGCAGAAGCCGGCCUGACGUCCUCGCCCCUCAGCUCGCCCGAGACAUGUCGACAAGGCCAGGACGGGCUUUCUACCUCCAUCAGGUCAAGGGCAUGCGGUCCACCUCCGCGGGACGGGGGGUAUGCAAGACUUCAUGGAGGCUCCGGGUGCUCGCUUCAGUCUGGACCUUUGGAGAACUUCCAGAAACAAGCCAAGACUUUGUAGCAUUUGCUUUUUCUUCCCCACGCUCCUUUUUUGGGGAAUGACCUCACAGUUGGAGGAUAUGUGCGGGGUUGCCAGAUCCCCCAAUGCAUGCACACAAGGUAGUGCUCGCUUAGCGCAUUUUACUGUUAGCCUAGACUCCCCCUCCUUAUUUUAUUAAGCAAUACAGAGCAUAUUCAUGAGUGGACACCAAGCUUUGCAAAGAUUCAAAUAACACUGACAGUUUUGUCCAACUAUUAUUAACCCUUUAUUCUUCCUAACCUGCCAAAAUCUCCCCAAACGUGUCCCCAGGUUUUAUCUUACAUUGCCAAUGAAAAGUUGAAUAACUUCAAAACUAUACAAGUUAGACAUAAAAAUGGCAUCACAGACGUUUGGGAGACUUUGAUAAGGUGAACAAUAAGACGUUAAAAUUAGAGAUGUCCGAUAUCGGACUGCCGAUAUUAUCGGCCGAUAAAUGCUUUAAAAUGUAAUAUCGGAAAUUAUCGGUAUCGGUUUCAAAAAGUAAAAUGUAUGACUUCUUAAAACGCCGCUGUGUACACGGACGUAGGGAGAAGUACAGAGCGCCAAUAAACCUUGAAGGCACUGCCUUUGCGUGCCGGCCCAAUCACAUAAUAUCUACAGCUUUUGACACACACAAGUGAAUGCAAGGCAUACUUGGUCAACAGCCAUACAGGUCACACUGAGGGUGGCCGUAUAAACAACUUUAACACUGUUACAAAUAUGCGCCACACUGUGAACCCACACCAAACAAGAAUGACAAACACAUUUCGGGAGAACAUCCGCACCGUAACACAACAUAAACACAACAGCACAAAUACCCAGAACCCCUUGCAGCACUAACUCUUCCGGGACGCUACAAUAUACACC